Molecule: messenger RNA, 3648 nt
Organism: Bombina bombina (fire-bellied toad)
Lineage: Eukaryota; Metazoa; Chordata; Amphibia; Anura; Bombinatoridae
Gene: EFCAB5
Product: EF-hand calcium binding domain 5
Exons: 21
Coding region: 1-3648 (1215 amino acids)
Molecular function (GO): calcium ion binding
Source: RefSeq, a predicted model, not a curated record
AUGCAGCGCUGUGCUCAGUCACACUCACCUCCACUCGUUGAGGGCAAUAAGAGUCUGGAUGUUUGGAUAUCCCAAGGGAAGAUGACUACUAACUCUGGAAGCCAUGAUCAAACAUCUAUCUCAGAGCAUACUGUAGUAGAUUCUGCUGGGAGCCCAGUUGGGUCACUACCAGCAUGCAAACUGAACCUGUCCCAGAAGCUAGAGGCUGAUUGGCAUUUAGUAUUUAAUGAUCAAAUGCAGCAGAGAGGCUUGAAACUUCAACAAGAAACCUUGGAAAGGAUAUCACAUCAAAGGGCCAAAAAGGAGAAACUAAAGAAGACGUCUCCUCCUGAUGAGCUGAGCAGAGAGUGGUUCAGUGAUGAUAAAACAACUGUAGAGACUAGAGCUUACCUGCUUGAUAAACUGAUGCCCACCAUUGUACCUGCAGUAGAGGCUAUGCUGAAACAAGUGGAGGAGAAAAAGGCCAUAGAGGAUAAUUCUGUUAAGUUUGACCCCGUCAAUUUUCUUGGGGAGUAUCUUAUGAGGCACAACCCUGACUUUACUAGUGACUCUGAAGAACAACCCUAUGUCAGGGGCCUAAAGGAAGUUGUUGCAGAUCUUACUAAACAUGUUUUUGACAUCAAAUUUAACAGGCUUGGGCAGCUUAAAGAAGAAAUUAAAAUAAUCCAAGAACAAAGAGAACAGGUGGAGAAUAUCCAGGUUCAGGUGAAGCAAAAGAGGAAAGAAGCCCUGGCCAUACAGUUUCAGGAAUGGACCUUGGAUACAAGUGGAAGAAUCCCUCUGACACUGGUACAAAGUGCCUUAAAGUCAUUUGUAGAUGAUGCAAAAGAAUAUGCAAUGGACAAUAAAUCAGUGUAUGACAAGGAACUGGAGACAGUUGACACAACGGAGAAGAAAUUAAGCAGUGAAGAGUUUGUGGAGUAUGUUUAUACUUACAUUCAGCACUUCAGCACAGACCUCUUCCAGGAAUUCCUGCAUCACCUUGCGCAGUGCGCAGACAUGUUUCGUGAAACUAUCACACAUGACAUCUGGAGACAGAUGUUUUCUGAUGUCUUCCUUGCAUGUGAUCAUGGAAAGGUAGGAUUCCUUGACAGACAGAGAGUUCUGGCUUUGAUGGAAACGUUCUAUGACAACAUGGACUUAGAAUCUGAGGAAUGUCAUCUACGGAACCCUAGGCAAUGGCCAAUGAUUGAGCUGGAUGAAAUGGAUCCUACAGCCUUCUGGGCUAAUUUCCAGGAAGGAAUAAAGCCUGUGGAGAAAGAAUCAACUACAGAUGGAAGUGAACCAAUCUCUACAUACAGUGUAGCAGCACAGGAAAAAGAAAACAAGAUAGAAAGUAACGUAACAGUUGAAGGUUCAACCCAUACAAAGGAAGAGGCCUCUUCUACAGAUGAUAGUGGUAAACAAGAGAAAAACUACUUUCCGGACAAGCCCUGGUCAGGUGACCUUCUCACCACUGACCUGGCUCUCAGGUAUAGCUCCUAUGGGGAUAGAAGCGAGUAUGAGUGCACAGAGGCAGCCUCUAAAUUCUCAGAACUAGGUCCUAUCAUCACAGAUAUUAAUUGUCGAGGUCCCUCACGCAUCCCAAGUGCAUUCAAUGACAGAGCCCUAUCCUUGCCUCAGUUUGUACAACUAAUAGAGACUUUCCUUGGGGAGAGAACACCAUUCCCAGUUGUGAAGGAGCUCACAGCCUUCAUGCAAAAGGAAUACUCUGAGACAGAAGAGGAGAGAACAUCAAUGUUGGCUAAAGUCCGCCAUGAUGCUAUAGCUGCUCACCAGAAGCUGGUGCUCCAGGCUCUCUUUGAGAAGUGGGAUAAUGAAUGUACUGGUUUCCUCAAUUUUGAAGAGGUGGAGGCUGUUUUGUCCAAAUACAAAGAGGGAAUGGAAUCAGAGGUCAUAGCCAAAGGAAGGGAAAAAUUAAGCUCAUCCCAGUCCCAAAGGUUGUCUCAGAGGCUCCCAGCCCCUGAAUUCGGCAAGUUCAUCUUAGGUGUAGUGAGUGAAAUUCCUGGGCCUGAAAAUGAGGUGUUUGAAAACUUAGUAGAAUUCCUAACCUCAAGUGUGGAGCGCUCUCAAGCUGAAAAGCUACGUGGGUCCUCACGAAGAAAAUGGCUACAGGAGAUCAUUGGAGCUGCUAAGACCAGCGGAGGAAGCCUGGAAACUGUAUACAGAGCUGUGUUUCAGGCUCUUUAUAAGGAUGCAGAAGCUCACGGGAACAACAAAAAGAUUAGUGCCAACAUUGGCAUUCUGGAACAAAGUUCAACAAAAAAAGGGUCAGAAGAGGUCUUACGUUACGUGGCCUGCACCAGCAAUGAUGCCAAGUAUGUGUUGAAUAAGACUCUGCAUCGUGACAUGAAGGGAGUGAGCUUUGCUGCAAUAUAUAAUGGGACUCCAAUGCAUGUGCCUCGAGUUCAGUAUCAUGGUAACAUUCACUUCUGGAACCUGGAUCUACCAGUAGAAGAGAGGAAAGGGUCCUUCAUUGUUCUGCCCCUCAUAGAUUCACAGCAGCGAGCCUUUGGUACCCUGGGCAUAGACACCAUGAAAGACCCUAGAGAGAGAAAUAUAUUCCUGACACAUGAGAUCAGCUUUUAUCAGGGGGUAACAAAUGCUUUCAGUAUUGCCUUUCACCAUGUCCAGUUACAAAGGGGCAUUCUGCAGUUGGUAAGCAGUGCCCUUGCCUGGAUCUACAGCCGAGCUCCCAAUAUUCGCACCAUCAACACAUAUUUGAUGGAGCCUAGUGCAGACAAGACACAAGAUUAUGCCUUUCGAAAUAUGAUGCGAACAGAUAACAACAAUGGGAUUUCUGAGAUUUACAGCAAUCCCAACACUCUACACAGAAAGGAUAACAUUUUUAGGGAUUAUCUUUUUAAAUGUGCAGAUAGUUCUGAAGUGGUCACAACAGAUGCCUAUGGAGAACGUCAUUUAGCUGUACCUAUCCGAGACUCAGCAGGAAGGGCAAUAGGAGUGCUGGACCUGAAUACUGGGCAUUGCAGGGAACUACCGGCCCACGAAUACCAGGACUUACAGAAAAUGUUACAGAUGCUGCAGGAAGCAUGCAACGAGAUACUAGAUGAGCAGCAACCUACUGAGAUGCACAAAAAACCUGUCCUAGAGGCAGAGCAAGAGUCAGGAGACAGGAAGCUGGGAUUCCUAUUCUAUCGCUUCAUGCUGCAGGAUCUGCGUCAAUGUGUCAGCAAACUUGAUCACCAGUCGUUUGCAGAGCUGAAGAGUUACAAUGAGCCACCGCAGAUGGUGCACAACAUCCUCAAAGCUGUAUUGCUCUAUUUUUGUCCACAGUGGAAUGAAACAGAAGAGAUUAACAGCUGGAAUCAAUGUAAACUGAAAGUUAAUAGUGAUUUGAUUCGGAAGAUUUUAUCAUUUGACCCCACUGCCCUGUCUGUGCAGGUCCAGCCUGAGAUCCUGGCAAAGUACAUUAAAGGUAUUCCUAGAGGAGCUGUGUGGAAACAUGGAUCAGUUCCAGCUGAGCAUCUAUACAACUGGGCCUUUACUUGUCUGUCUUUGCUUGAGCUUACUCAGAAAAUGCGGGAAACACAACAAAGCUCACUUGCUGCUCUGCCAGUGUUAAAUGAAAACCCAGAAACUAUGGCAACAAUUGUUUCUUCAUUUAUGUUGUCAUUACUACAAUGUUAA